AUGCUACUGCUCAAGCCUUCCCGUUUCCUUAUUCCUCCUCUUACGCUUUUUCACCCUUAUCAUCCCGUUUCAGCUUCACAUUUUCCCCCCUGUUUUCAACCCCCCAAUUCUCGGCCCUCCCCCACUUGCUUCAAUAGUCGCUUGUCUUUUAGUUUCAACUCACAGGUGAACGCAGAGCGUCAUUCCUGCACUGUCAACAGGCCCAUGUCCAAGCAAGCGGCCCAUUCCAGUUUAUCGGCUUCCACUUGGGGCCCUCUCUCUUCCUUCAGACUGGCAUGCUUCAAUGUUCGCACAUUGCUUCAGAUCGGUCAACAGGCAGCACUUUCCCGAACAUUAGAGACCCUCUCGAUCGAUAUCUGCUGCUUAUCGGAGACCCGUCUGCAAGACUCGAGCUCUGUACUCAAUCUGCGAUCCCCUUCAGAUGACACUAGCAGCACUUUCUCAUUGCGCCCAUCCGGUGACGAUGCAGCUUCGAGCACCGGCCAAGUCGGUGUUGGUAUUGCCCUGAGUCCCCGGGCUGAAGCUGCUCUGGUUGAUUGGAUUCCAAUCCGUCGCCAGAUGUGUGCGGUCCGAUUGGCUGGCUCGUUCAAAACUUCGAAGUCGCGCGGGACUAACAGGUGUCUAUUCGUUAUCUUUGCUUAUGCACCGACAAACUGUAGCGAUGACUCGGUAAAAGACGACUUCUAUCGCCAACUGAACGAACUCCUUCGCCACAGAAGAAGCACGGACACUGUAGUGCUGGCUGGGGAUCUGAACGCUCAAGUUGGUUAA
Messenger RNA from Dicrocoelium dendriticum, 771 nucleotides. NCBI's taxonomy places the organism in Eukaryota, Metazoa, Platyhelminthes, Trematoda, Plagiorchiida, Dicrocoeliidae. The record is from the annotation of a GenBank genome assembly.